UUGGGUUCAAAGCACUCAGGCUGAUUGAUUGCCGGUAACCCGUCGUAGGUGGUACCAAGACGUGGCUGAGGACAUAAACAAAUAUAGAAUGGAAGAUAGUACACAGUUACACCAAAACAUUGAACCCUGGACUACUUGCGCCCAUGAAGCAUCAAGCAAUGUUGUCAGGAUCUAUACAGAAUUCCAUCUCGUGCUGCUCCAAUGGCGGUGGCGAAGUCCAACAGACGCAAUCCUCGAAUGUCGUGCUGACAUGUACACAGCUGUCGUUGGCAUGCGUUUCCCAAAUGUCGAUGAUAAGACGUGGCACGAUGAUAAAUGGCGCACUAUCGGAGAACAACAGUACGACAUACAUCACCGCCGUCGAAAGGUCGGCCCACAAUAUCGCCGAGAAGAUUUGAACUGCCAGAUUCAUGACAAAGUAUAUGUCAUGGUAUCGGACGAUCGAGACUAUAUAGGUGUUGGGUUUCAUUUGAAGUUCCUUCCGUUCUUUCAGGUGCUUCACCAGGAGGGUAAUGGCGAGAACAACCAGCAAAAUGUCAUAGCAUAUGACGGGGAUGGAAGUAUAUAUCGCUGGCAUGGGUCCGAUGUGGAAAAAGUCGUGCAGUACUUGAUGUUUGGGGGGAUUAUUAUUUCUUGUAUUGAGAUCGCUGAGGGUCGACUCCACAAAACACAUCCACCGCUAUAUAGAGCGCGACGACAGGUAUAAACAACCCCAGUAGAACAUAAAGUAUGGACUUGGAUUGGUUGCACAGGGCGUACAGACGCCAGAUGAGGAUGACUUUCGUCAAGCAAGAGUAUACAGAGGUACCCCAUUGCAUAAACAGAAACGUGCUAUCACUGCCUGAGGUAUAUAAAUUUGACCUCCCCCUAGCGCUAGUCAGUUAAUGACUGCUCAGUUGGUAUACCUCACGUACAGCAGGCGGAGA
Molecule: messenger RNA, 926 nt
Organism: Suillus discolor
Lineage: Eukaryota; Fungi; Basidiomycota; Agaricomycetes; Boletales; Suillaceae
Exons: 7
Coding region: 89-706 (205 amino acids)
Source: RefSeq, a predicted model, not a curated record